AUGCCCAUAACGCCACCAAUGAGCACCUUCGCCUUCAAACUUGCUGCCAUCGUGCUCCCCACCCUCAACGACAUCCUUCCCAAGCUCAAGGUCGCCAAUAUCAACUCCUCUCAUCGUCGCCAUGGAUACGUAUACGCACGUCACAUCGGUGCCGUGGCUGAGGUUCACGACAAAGGUCUUCCACGCGUGGCACGGGUCACCAUCGGCGACAGGGCGUCCAUUCUCUUGGCGCAUACGCCGCAGUUGACGCACGCCCUCGUCCUUCCUGGCCCGUCCUGGGGCCCAUCAUGGGCAACGCCUUCGCCGGGUGCGCGGAAACGUCGACCAAGAGUAUUGUCUCUGCCAAGGCCCGGCCAGCCCGAGACUAUCGCGGGCAUUAUCGAUGCGGCCCUCGAGGAGGGGUCUUCUGAUGUCUAG
This is a messenger RNA of Colletotrichum abscissum, 417 nucleotides long. RefSeq lists its product as uncharacterized. The transcript has a single exon. The record is from RefSeq and is a predicted model, not a curated record. The coding region runs from base 1 to 417 and encodes 138 amino acids. NCBI's taxonomy places the organism in Eukaryota, Fungi, Ascomycota, Sordariomycetes, Glomerellales, Glomerellaceae.